Molecule: messenger RNA, 465 nt
Organism: Ylistrum balloti
Lineage: Eukaryota; Metazoa; Mollusca; Bivalvia; Pectinida; Pectinidae
Exons: 1
Coding region: 1-465 (154 amino acids)
Source: RefSeq, a predicted model, not a curated record
AUGGAGCAUGUUUUGGGAAGGAGAAAUGCAAUUCCUGGCAGUGUCAGUCCAGAAAAGGUAAAGGAAAAAGUGCGCCGUCCAAGGCGAGCUCUUCCAAAUAUAAGCCACACUGCUGACGUCACCAAUGAUGAAAUCCAAAUGAUGAAGUUGGCUGCUCAGACGUGUCGUGAAAUAAAUGCUAGGGCCAAAGAUACUAGUGAAAGCCAAGAAACCAAGAAACAUUCAAGUAGUAAUAGGAAGACCAGUAAAGCUAUUCUAAACACAUAUGCCAACGAUGCGUUCUUCGUGAAGACAACUAACCGACAGGAUUAUGGUGGCUCUUUGGCCAUUGCACGUAAUCUCGUGCACGUGCCUACGACAAUGUGCCCGGACGUCGAUAAGCACGUUGAAAGGGUUUACAAACUAAGACAUACACUUCCACUUGCCUGCCCAACGUGUUGGAGUCUCCAAAGAAACUACGUAUGA